Messenger RNA from Exophiala bonariae, 1083 nucleotides. RefSeq lists its product as uncharacterized. The record is from RefSeq and is a predicted model, not a curated record. Bases 1 to 1083 code for a protein of 360 amino acids. The transcript has a single exon. NCBI's taxonomy places the organism in Eukaryota, Fungi, Ascomycota, Eurotiomycetes, Chaetothyriales, Herpotrichiellaceae. Gene Ontology annotation, molecular function: oxidoreductase activity.
AUGUCUGCUUCUCUAGAGCCUGUUCCGUACAAGUCAUCUCCGUCGCCCACAAAUGGGACUUCUAAUGACGGAAAGGUCCAAAUCUCGAUCGAAGACACCAUCAAGCUGUGUCACAGCGUGCUGGAGAAAGCUGGAUACAGCAGCCAGCAAGCAUGGACCAUCACAGACCAUCUCGUGGACGCUGAAAUGCGAGGUCAUCCAUUUGCAGGCCUUGCGAGAGUCCUGAGUAUCGUCGAACAGCUACAAGUCACAGGCUCACCCAAAGUGCAACCAAUUGAGGUGACGCGAUCUGGGUUGACCUUUGCCCAUCUUGACGGGCACGGUGCUGUGGGCAAUCUUGUUGCCUAUGAAGCGACCAGAUUAGCUGUUGAGAAGGCAAAGGCUGCUGGGGUGGCGGUCGUUGGGGCGAAUGGCUUCUGGUACUCUGGCAAUCUAGCAUACUACGCUGAGAUGGCUACCAGGGAGGACUUGAUCGUCUUCAUUGCGUCCAAUGGUUCGCGAAUCGUGGCACCUCACGGCGGCUACGAACCCAAAGUCUGUACGAACCCAUUUUGCAUUGGGUUCCCCACAGAUGACCCUGAUCAACCAAUCAUCUGGGAUAUCGGAACGAGCAACAUCAUGUAUGCUCAGGUUGUACUUGCCAGCAGGCUCGGAACGAGCCUUCCAGAUGGAUCAGCGUACGACAGUGAAGGAAACAUAACGACAGAUCCUUUGAAGGCGUUGCAGGGCGCUCUGACAUCAUGGGGAGGGCAUAAAGGCAGCGGUUUGGCGAUCAUGGUCCAGCUUCUCGGUAUUGUCGCCGGCAGUGCUGAGCCUACCCCAUUGCUCUCUGAUUUUGGCUACCUGGUGCUAGCGUUUGAUCCUAGCAUUAUUCAGCCUCUAGAUCAUAUCAAGGGGUAUGCAAACGACUUAUCACGGUCAAUCAGGGAAACCAAGAUGCUUCCGGACCAAGGGCAGGCUAGAAUGCCUCAUGAACGCAGCAGUCACAAUCGAAGGAGAGCAAAGGAACAAGGAUUUUUGACGAUCAAUGAAGUAGUCGUUCAAGAGCUGUACAAGUACAACAAAGCUCAACUAACUACCUAG